AUUGGCAACCCUCCAUCACACAUCACAGAGCUAUUCCGGGCGGCUGCCGGCGACAUGUCCACCACCACCAGGAGCAGCACAGACCGCCUCCACGCGCUCAAGGCGUUCGACGACACCAAGGCUGGCGUCAAAGGCCUCGUCGACGCGGGCCUUUCCGCCGUCCCCGCCAUCUUCCACCACCCGCCCGACAACACACCAACCCAUCACUUGACGAUCCCGAUCAUCGACCUCGCUGGCCUCAUGACGCCGUCCGGGCGGGCCUCGGUGGUCGGGGCGGUGAGGGCGGCCGCCGAGACGCUGGGCUUCUUCCAGGUGUUGAACCACGGCGUGCCGGAGGAGGCCAUGUGCGAGAUGCUGGCGGCGGUGCGGCGCUUCAACGAGGAGCCGGCGGAGGCCAGGGCGCCGUACUACACCCGGGACCAGCGCCGACGCGUCCGGUUCAACUCCAACUUCGACCUGUUCCAGUCGCCGGCAGCCAACUGGCGCGACACCCUGCUGCUGGAGAUGGCGCCGGAGCCGCCGUCGCCCGAGGAGAUCCCGCCGGCGUGCAGGGAUAUCGUGCCGGAGUACGUGAGGCUCGUGCAGCGGCUGAGCCGCACGCUUCUCGGGCUGCUGUCGGAGGCACUGGGCCUCCACCACCACCGCGGCGGAUACCUGGAGCUGGAGCAGGACACCGCGUGCCUGCAAGGGCUCAACAUCGCCGGCCACUACUACCCGGCGUGCCCGGAGCCGCACCUCACGCUGGGCACCACCAGGCACUCGGACCCCAGCUUCCUCACCGUGCUCCUCCAGGACGCCAUCGGCGGCCUCCAGGUGCUCGUGGAAGGCCUCGAUGGCAACAAGUGGGUGGACGUGCCGGCGGUGGCGGGGGCGCUGGUGGUGAACAUCGGCGACCACCUGCAGCUCAUGUCCAACGACAGGUUCAACAGCGUGGAGCACCGCGUGGUGGCCAAGAGCUCCGGGCCGAGGUUGUCGGUGGCCUGCUUCUUCGGGACGCCCGGCGCGGUCGCGUCCAAGAUAGUGCUACGGCCAAUCGUCACCGACGGCGAGGAGGCGCGGUACAGGAGCACGACGGUGGAGGAGCUGCUGCGGGAGUACAGGGCCAAGGGCCUCGACGGUACCUCUGCACUCCACCACUUCAGGCUCUGACGAAUGAAUCAUCUUUUUUUUGGUUGCUUCGUCUUUUCCAUUGGUGAAUAAUAAUUUGCUUCAAUAAAUCCAAAUGCACCGUACGUCUGC
Triticum aestivum (bread wheat) is the source of this 1239-nucleotide messenger RNA. RefSeq names its product 1-aminocyclopropane-1-carboxylate oxidase homolog 1-like. The record is from RefSeq and is a predicted model, not a curated record. Bases 55 to 1149 code for a protein of 364 amino acids. NCBI's taxonomy places the organism in Eukaryota, Viridiplantae, Streptophyta, Magnoliopsida, Poales, Poaceae. The transcript has a single exon.